Molecule: messenger RNA, 2352 nt
Organism: Trichoderma asperellum CBS 433.97
Lineage: Eukaryota; Fungi; Ascomycota; Sordariomycetes; Hypocreales; Hypocreaceae
Source: RefSeq, a predicted model, not a curated record
AUGUGGCUAAAUUCCAUAUGGUUGAGCCUGGCGCUGCUUCCCCUUGGUCAGGCUCGAGCCGUUCUGGAGCCUGUACAGCGACAGGAUCAGCGGGCCACCACGAAUGCUGGCUUCACUCCCAAUUUUAUUUCCACUUCAGACGAUGUGAUUACCUUGGACUCAACACACAAUUCUCCUACAGUCCAGAUACUUGAUUAUAGGUACAGCGUAGAGGGCAUCCCGGCUUUCGAGGUUGUAUCAGUUGAUGGAGAUACCUCUAACUUCGAGAUCACGUACGGGGAAAGUCGUGCUGCUUUAAGCGUCUAUAUGAAGCUUAAUCUUUCUUCCACUGGCGUCCUGAAGCUCAGAAAUGUCGGCGUGCGUCCGACAAUCGACACCACUGCAAUCAUGCAACUUCCCGGCUCCUUUCACAGCGCAGAUAACAAGAUUGAUGCUAUUUGGAAGGUUGGCGCUCGCACGAUUCAGAUGACCGAGAUUCCCAAGGGUAGCAUCCCGGACUUUUGGAAGGUCACUUCAGAGGGAGCUUCCGUGGACAGUCUCGCCCCGCAGGUUCUCGGGAGUGCGGCCGCCGCACAACUCUUGAAUUACAAUGUCGACUUUAAGGUUAAACCAGUUGUUGACGGUUUCGGCUUCACCGUCCUGUCGGAUACCUUGAACUCCGGUAUUUACAUCUCUUGUGACGUUAUCAACAAGCACAUUGCCGCCUAUGUAGGAUCCACAACGAUUAACCAAACGUUGCAUGAAGCCCAACUACCGUCCAACCUCACGCCGCUAGUUUCUAUCGAUGGCAUUCCUGUGCUGCAGCUCUCGCAAAUGUCGCGAUUCUUUGGUUCUGCCGGCCUUGGCGCUUCCUUUGGCCAACGUGCUGUCUUUCGAGACUUUUCACUGACAACGCCUACUGGAGACGAGAUUUACUCUCAUGCCAUGACAGACUCCAGCUUCCUCUCGGACUUCUUUAUGGGGACUUACCCCAACGCCGCUGUUGUCGAUGGCUCUCGGCGUGAUCGUAUUGCUUACACUGGAGACCUUGAUAUCGCUAGUGGAGCAGCGCUGGCAAGCACUCACAAUGUGGAGUCCAUUCUCGGAUCGCUUAACCUUCUCGGACCCUAUCAGGCGACGCCGGGUUUCUUUAUCCCGCCUGCCAAGAUCCAGCAAAAACCUCUCGUGAGUGGUAUUAAUACGAAUAUUACCGGCUUGAUCGGGUAUUCGUUCAACUUCUUGACGGCUGCCCCGAAGAUUAAGAAGAUGCUUGACUGGGCAGAUUCGCAAACACUUGAAAAUGGACUAUUUAACCUGUCUGACGUUUCUUUCGGCGGAGAUUGGAAUUACUACGACCCGCCACAAUCCGGCGUUGUCACCAAGUUUAAUGUUUUAUACGCCUAUGCUCUACAAGAGAGCUUGGUCAUCCUUACUGAUGGCGGUGUUGACUCGACGGUAUAUCAAAGCCGUCUAGAGAAGCUGCGCGAGGCCAUCGACACGCAGCUGUGGAGUGACCAUUUGAAGGCUUACUACAUAUCUGAGGGCCUCAAGACUGCGUUUGCGCAAGACUCCAAUGCGAUAGCCAUCUUGGCUGGCGUCAACAAGAAUUCCAGCCACUCUACAGAGACCAUUCUUUCCACACUAUCAGCAGACCUUAUGACCCCUGUUGGACCGCAUUCCUUCUCAAGCGGUGCGAUAUCUGCUGGUUUCCAUCCGUCCAUCAGCCCAUAUGCAUCUGCAUACCAUUUGCGAGCUGUCUUAGCCUCCAAUGCUAGUGAAGUGUCUCUUGAAUUGCUUCACAAUCUCUGGCGCCCUAUGGCAGAUAUAGCAAAUGUCAAUUACACUGGUACGUUUUGGGAGACUCUGGAUCCCGAGGGACGGCCUGGGCUAGGGCUUCCGACGAGUUUGUGUCACGGCUGGGCUGCCGGGCCCACUGCGGAGCUGACCAGAUAUGUUUUGGGCGUGCGGCCGAGUCAGCCAGGCUGGAAGCGAUUUGUAAUUGCGCCGGUGACUCUCGGACUUGAGAUGGCUAAUGGCACCGUACCUACUCCGAACGGGAGCAUCAAGGUUACGUGGAGGUUCGGCGACGCUGGCUUGUUAAGCAUGGAGGUCGACGCGCCGGCCGACAGCACUGGAAUUGUAACAGUGCCUACCCCUCUGCGGGUACCAGCCGAACAGUCUUCCUUCACCAUCAAUGGACAUGCUGUUAUGGGCACAACAUUCAGGGUAACGGGGGGAUCGAACUUCAUCUUAACACAGAUGCAAAAAGUAUAAGCUUGAAACAGUGGAUUGUUGGGCAAUGGCUGUUAAAGUCUAGCUGUACUUUUACUUAUGUAGUAAUAGAGCUAAAUAAGCUAGGAUUCGGUAGCCAGC